CGGUGCGCGUGCGCGGGGCGGGCGCGGGGAGCGCGGAGCGGUGCGGGGCUCAGUCACGCCGUGUGGGACCCACUCGGGGUGUGCGGGGCUCACUCCCUGUGUGCCGGGCUCUGUGCGCAUUGCGGAGCCCAGCACUGCCGCCGUGUCCCAUGUCGGCUCCGUUCGAGGAGCGCAGCGGGGUGGUGCCCUGCGUGACGCCCUGGGGCCGCUGGUACCAGACGCUGGAGGAGGUGUUCAUCGAGGUGCGCGUCCCGCCGGGCACCCGCGCCAAGGACGUGCGCUGCAGCCUGCGGAGCCGGCACAUCGCCCUGGCCGUGGGCGGGCAGGAGCUGCUGCAGGGUAAACUUUUUGACUCUACAGUAACUGAUGAAGGAACAUGGACCUUAGAAGACAGGCAGCUGAUAAGAAUUGUUCUAAUGAAGACAAAUAGAGAUGCUGGAAAUUGUUGGACCUCUCUGUUAGAAAAUGAAUAUGCUGCUGAUCCUUGGGUACAGGACCAGAUGCAAAGGAAACUUACACUGGAGCGAUUCCAAAGAGAAAACCCUGGGUUUGACUUCAGUGGGGCAGAAAUUUCUGGAAACUACAGCAAAGGAGGACCAGACUUUUCUAGUCUUGAAAAGUGAACUUUUUAUAUGUAACCCUUUAGACAAAUUAAAAGUUACAGUUAAGGACUGGAAUCAUGUAACUGUUGAAGACUUCUGUGAUCUCUUCAAUGGAUUGUUGUCAAAAGUAAUUACUUCAGUGAAGAGAAAGAAGAUCUUUUCCAACAGACUGAAGACAAAAUGAUACCAGCUGAUUUAUAAGCUGUGAUAACUUUAUGAUACUUAGGCACGAACUAUAGAGAAAAGUGUACCUAAAAAGUAACGUCUUUAAGCAGAA
Messenger RNA from Serinus canaria (Common canary), 879 nucleotides. It is a transcript of the gene NUDCD2, whose product is annotated as NudC domain containing 2. The transcript has 4 exons. Gene Ontology annotation, biological process: protein folding. The record is from RefSeq and is a predicted model, not a curated record. Gene Ontology annotation, cellular component: cytoplasm. Lineage: Eukaryota; Metazoa; Chordata; Aves; Passeriformes; Fringillidae. Bases 150 to 623 code for a protein of 157 amino acids.